Molecule: messenger RNA, 643 nt
Organism: Neofelis nebulosa (Clouded leopard)
Lineage: Eukaryota; Metazoa; Chordata; Mammalia; Carnivora; Felidae
Product: group IID secretory phospholipase A2-like
Exons: 4
Coding region: 63-500 (145 amino acids)
Biological process (GO): arachidonate secretion; negative regulation of T cell proliferation; lipid catabolic process
Molecular function (GO): calcium ion binding; phospholipid binding
Source: RefSeq, a predicted model, not a curated record
CCCUGAUUUAAGAGGCUGCCUGCGUGGAAGGGGACUUCCAGUAGCUGCUCUGUGCGGGGACCAUGAAACUUGCCCUGCUGUGCACGCUGCUGGUGUUUGCUGGUGUGAUUCCAACCCAGGGCGGGAUCUUGAACCUGAACAAGAUGAUCAAACAAGUGACCAGAAAAACACCCAUCUUCUCCUAUUGGCCCUAUGGCUGCCACUGCGGACCUGGUGGCAAAGGCCAACCCAAAGAUGCCUCGGACUGGUGCUGUCAGAACCAUGACUGUUGCUACGCUCACCUGAGGCAGCACCGAUGCCGUAUCCACACAGACAACUAUGACUACACCUUUUCCCAGGGGGACAUCCAGUGCUCCGACAAGGGCAGCUGGUGUGAGCAGCAGCUGUGUGCCUGCGACAAGGAGGUUGCCUUCUGCCUGAAGCGGAACCUGGAGACUUACAAGAGACACCUGCGUCACUACUGGCGGCCCCACUGCAGAGGCCAGACCCCUACGUGCUAGGAGGAGCCCGCCCGGCCGUCCCUCGCCCCCUGCCCCGUUCCUCAGCAUCUUGAGCGCUGCAAGUCCCGUGGGACUGCUGACAUCCCUCAGUAUCUAACCCCCUGCACCAGCCUGGGAGGGUCUCAACCUAGCCCCACCCACCA